Molecule: messenger RNA, 546 nt
Organism: Larimichthys crocea (large yellow croaker)
Lineage: Eukaryota; Metazoa; Chordata; Actinopteri; Sciaenidae
Gene: ubap1lb
Product: ubiquitin associated protein 1-like b
Exons: 4
Coding region: 1-546 (181 amino acids)
Biological process (GO): ubiquitin-dependent protein catabolic process via the multivesicular body sorting pathway
Cellular component (GO): ESCRT I complex
Molecular function (GO): ubiquitin binding
Source: RefSeq, a predicted model, not a curated record
AUGGAUUCACACUGCCUGGUGUCAUCUGGAAAUGAGUUCCCCAGAUUAGCGGCAAGGUUAAUCUUAGGUACUCUGAGGAGACCACCUGAGGAGAAUCGUAGAGAGCAGAAGUCUAUCAGACCAGAUUUCUGUAGAAACACCUCAUCCUAUCAGGGUCUCCCCUCUUCUGGUUUGGAGAGCUCUGCAGAGCUCCUGUCAGCUCUGAGCCCGGAGGAGAGAGAGAUGCUGGGGACCAUCACUGCAGAGGGUUACCCCCUUCAUACUGCCAUCAAUGCCCUGCAGAAGAUUGGCCAGCAAACACCAGAACAGAUCUUAAGUUACCUGUUGGCAUGUGACCAUCUAUGUCAGCUGGGUUAUGAUAAAGCCCAGGUAGAAGAGGCUUUGGAAAUGUUUCAAAACUGUGAGGCAAAGGCAAAGGAGUUUCUUCACCUACUGAGUCAAUUCAUUGAGAUGGGCUUCCAGCAGAAUACCAUCAAAGAAGUGCUGCUGGUCCAUGAAAACCACAGAGAACGGGCAUUGGAGGAGCUGAUGAUGCAUGAGGCAUGA